This is a messenger RNA of Symbiodinium natans, 897 nucleotides long. The record is from the annotation of a GenBank genome assembly. Lineage: Eukaryota; Dinophyceae; Suessiales; Symbiodiniaceae.
AUGGAUUUGCAUCUGGCGGCCAAGGGUCACGUGGAGUUUGCCUGGGCCCUGUCGGGCAUCGACUUGGGCACCUUGGAAGUGCAGGGCGACUCCCGCCCGGCCGACCUGAGGCGAGAACUGGAGGACCUUUCAAAAACUUCGGCCUUGUCAUUGCGCCUUGUGCUCGAAGGCGUGCAGGAAGUACAAGACAAGGCGACGACAGAAGCAAGCCUCGAUGAUGGCAGCUUGCAGGGAGGGCUGGAGCACCUUCGCCAGGUCGACGCGCUCCUCGACUGCGCCCAGCGCAUGGCGCUCGCAGAUCGCUCGCCAUGCCGAGUGCUGGCUUUCCGAAAGGAGCCCCCACCUUUUCCAGGGAUCAAGCCUUUCUUGAACUUCCUGUUCCGGAAUCGGCAUGAAUUGACUUGGGGCCCGAGUGCCAUUUACGACCUGACGCGCGGCGUUGUUGCUUUGGAGCAGGAUGGUCAGUCUCGCCCGCGGCGCAGGGACAGCAACGACAGCAACGACAGCGACUACAGCUUUGACGAACGCCAAUUCGACAACCCUUCCCGGACGAGAAUCGACUGCAACACACAGUUUUUCAUGCCCCUUGUGGAUGAGGAGGGAGUGGAAGAUAGGAGCUAUGAGGUUUUGGGUACUGCUUUACACCAUGCCGUCUUGCGUGGCCUUACCAGCGUGUGCAAGGGCCUGCUUGAUGACCCGGCCUUUACAGAAAGCGACGCACACUUUGACGUCGGCAUCUGGAACCGCCGGGGCCCCGAAUAUUGUUCUGAGCGAGGUACAGCUCUCCACGCGGCCCUACCCUCAAGCCUUUGGCGCAACACUAUCAACACUGAGAUUGUCACAAUGCUCCUUCACCACAGGCGCUGGCAGCUGACCUCGUUGACGUCAAUGCCUUGA